AUGAUUGUAAAAAGUGCAGCUUUAAUAACAAGGAAGAUUUCGUACUCCCUUAGCUACAGACUAGCACGUCAUAUUCAAUCGGAUUCGAAUGCGAGCUAUCUUCGGAAUCCAGGAUCUGAGCCACUUACUAUCGCAACGCUUGGUGAUGUACUGGCUGAGAGUGCCCAAAAGUACCCGGACAGAGUAGCUGUGCGAUCUGUACACGAAGAUAUCACUCUUACAUACGAAGAAUUAUUAACACAAGCAGAUUCCUUAGGAUGCGCUUUAAGAGCAAAUGGCUUCGAGAAAGGUGAUAGACUGGGAAUAUGGUCUCACAACAGCGCCGCUUGGAUUAUUGCAAUGGUGGCGGCAUCCAGAGUAGGCGUUAUAUCUGUAUUCAUCAAUCCCGUUUACGAGAAAUCAGAGCUCAGUUUCUGUAUAAAGAAAACAAGCAUGAAAGGCCUCCUUAUUGGAAACGAGAUCAAGAAUCGAAAUUAUUAUAACAAAUUGAAACAUCUUAUACCAGAGAUCGAUAAAUCUAAAGCUGGUAGCUUGAAGUCCGAACAGUUUCCUACAUUGAACACAAUUAUUAGUGACGAAAAGGAAAAAUUAAGCAGCGUGUACCAGCUUAACUCUCUCAUCGAUAACUAUAAAAAUAAACCCGAAAUAUCGAAGUACGGCAGUGAAAUAAAACCAGAUGACGGCAGCAUCAUUCAUUUUACAUCGGGGACAACGGGGGACCCUAAAGCAGCAUUAGACUCUCAUCUGGGAGUCGUGAACAACACGUAUUUCAUAGGCAAAAGAAAUGGAUUUCACCAAGGUCAUCAGAAGAUUUGUGUUCAGGUACCGCUGUUCCAUGCCCUUGGAUCUGUAGUAACAGUGUUGGGCGCCUUGAGACACGGUGCCACUCUGGUACUUGCAGCUCCAAUAUAUGAUAUAGCUGCUAAUAUCAACGCUAUGUUAGCUGAGAAAUGCACAGCAGUGACUGGCACCCCGACGAUGUACGUGGACAUAAUAUCGCAGAUCCGAGACAAAGGCGACCUACCGUUGAACCUCAGGAUGGCGCUGGCGGCUGGCGCGCCCUGCAGUCCGCAGCUGAUCCGACACAUACAAACCUACCUGAAGGCACACUCUGUAUUGGCUCUGUACGGUCUGACGGAAACAACAGCUAGUGUCUUUCAAUCAAUGCCAGGUGAUAGUAUCGACACUGUUGCUGAGACCGUCGGUUAUAUUCAAGAUCAUGUGGAAGUAAAGGUGAUUAAUGAAAAAGGCGAAACGGUGCCGUUCGGCAAACCAGGUGAACUGGUCACGCGAGGAUACAACAAUAUGAUGUGUUAUUGGGGCGAACCGGAAAAAACUAGAAGCAUGCUAGACAAAGAAGGAUGGUUAAAGACUGGGGACGAAUUCACAGUGACUCCUGACGGUUACGGCCGUGUCGUCGGCAGAUUAAAAGACAUCAUAGUGAGAGGCGGAGAAAACAUCGCGCCAAAGGAAAUUGAGGAUCUACUGAACACGCACCCCGACAUUAUUGAUAGCCAGGUUGUCGGCGUCUCGGAUGAGAGGUUAGGCGAAGAGCUAUGUGCUGUAUUGAGGAUACGCGACGGUGCAUCUAUAACCAUCAAUGAUGUGCGUAGUCAUUGCAAUGGGCAUCUCGCCAAGUUCAAGAUACCGAGAAUGUUGAAAAUCACCGACGAGUUCCCCAAGACCGCCUCAGGGAAAAUACAAAAGUAUAAACUAAGAGAACUUAUUGAAUCCGGAAAAUUGUAG
This is a messenger RNA of Parnassius mnemosyne (clouded apollo), 1746 nucleotides long. Lineage: Eukaryota; Metazoa; Arthropoda; Insecta; Lepidoptera; Papilionidae. The record is from the annotation of a GenBank genome assembly.